GGAAAAGGGUGUGUCUCCUGUGCCGCGAUAUCUGGUGUUCACACCGCUUCAACCCGACCACAUCUCCAACUUAUGGCAUCGAGCAGCAAGCAACUCAGUUGCGCCGACUACCACGUCGCGUGGAUAUGCCCGCUCAUCGACGUCGAGCUGCUGCCGGCGCGGCUGAUGCUAGACAAGGAGCACCCCACCCCACCGUACGACACGCACUACGACGAAAACACGUACAUCUGCGGCGCGAUUAACGGCCAUGCCGUCGUGGUCGCGACCUGUCCGCAGGGCGAGACGGGCAACGUCAAUGCCGGGCGGCUGACGGGAUUUAUGUUCAAGACGUUCCCUAACAUCAGGAUGGCCGUCCUCGUCGGCAUCGGAGGUGGGAUCCCUCGUUCACCGCCAUCUGAGGAUCCGCUUGAGGACAUCCACCUGAGAGAUGUGGUGGUCGGGUGGCCUGGCGACGAGAAGCCGGCGUGCGUCUACCACGACCGGGGCAGGUUGAAGGUGGGUGGCCAGUUUGAACUGGUCGGCACGAUGCAGGACCCAGAGUGGAGACUCACGAACGCGCUCGGCGUCCUCGCGUCGGACCAUGAGCUGGGUCGAACGACGUUCGCUGAUCAGCUUCAGCGACUGCAGAAGCACAAGAAGUUCCCCCACAAGUUCGCUCGUCCUGGCCUCGAGCACGACCGGCUCUUCAAGGCCACAUACUAUCACAUCGGAGACUACAAAUCCAAUUGUGCGGCAUGCGAUGGGACUGAGCUCGUCCAGCGACCGCAGCGGAGCGCAGACGACGAGCAUGAGCUCGUCUUCCAUCGAGGGAGGAUCGCGACGGGUAAUGCGGUCAUCCAGGACGGCGAGCAGAGAGAUGUGAUUGGCGCCAGAUGCGACGGGGCGCUGUGCGUUGAGAUGGAAGCCGCGGGCGUCGACGUUAACAGGAAGUGUCUGGUCAUCCGCGGCGUCUCUGACUACGCAGACUCGCACAAGAACAACAUGUGGAAGUCUUACGCAGCUGGAAAUGCGGCCGCAUUUACCAGGGAACUGCUCUGCAGAACACAGUCAGAUGUAGUUAAAAGGAAAAGUGUGUCUGAAGGUUAGUGAUAGGUUUACUUUGCAAUGGGCUGCGUUAUAUGCAGAGCUUAGCAAUACAUCAAUGGCACUCUUAUUUAGGCUAAC
Messenger RNA from Mytilinidion resinicola, 1164 nucleotides. RefSeq names its product purine and uridine phosphorylase. Gene Ontology annotation, molecular function: catalytic activity. The coding region runs from base 73 to 1086 and encodes 337 amino acids. NCBI's taxonomy places the organism in Eukaryota, Fungi, Ascomycota, Dothideomycetes, Mytilinidiales, Mytilinidiaceae. Gene Ontology annotation, biological process: nucleoside metabolic process. The record is from RefSeq and is a predicted model, not a curated record. The transcript has a single exon.